Leopardus geoffroyi (Geoffroy's cat) is the source of this 3706-nucleotide messenger RNA. It is a transcript of the gene SERGEF, whose product is annotated as secretion regulating guanine nucleotide exchange factor. NCBI's taxonomy places the organism in Eukaryota, Metazoa, Chordata, Mammalia, Carnivora, Felidae. The transcript has 11 exons. The record is from RefSeq and is a predicted model, not a curated record. Bases 185 to 1306 code for a protein of 373 amino acids. Gene Ontology annotation, biological process: ubiquitin-dependent protein catabolic process; protein ubiquitination. Gene Ontology annotation, molecular function: ubiquitin protein ligase activity.
GCCCCGCCCCCACCUCAUUCCUCUUCCCAGCUAUGGCCUCGCCUUCGCCGCAGACUCCGCCCCCUCAUCGGCUCCUCCCAACCACAGACCCCUCCCCCGUCAACCCCACACCCCAGUUACUAAUCCCUCCCCUGGCGGGCUCCACCUCCGACCCCUCCCGGAAGCGCCGGCAUAGAGUCCACACAUGGAGCGCGAGCCAAGAGCCUCCGAGGCCGCCCCUGAGGGGGCCGUGCUCUUCGCCUGGGGUGCAAAUAGCUACGGGCAACUUGGCCUUGGCCACAAGGAAGAUGUGCUUUUGCCCCAGCAACUGAAUGACUUCUGUAAACCUGAAUGUGUUAGGAGGAUCACGGGAGGAGGGGGCCACUCUGCUAUUGUCACAGAUGAAGGAGGCCUUUUUGUUUGUGGCCUGAACAAAGAUGGGCAAUUGGGGCUUGGUCACACAGAAGAUGUUCUGUAUUUUACCAUCUGCAGAUCCCUCCUUGGCUGCCCUGUCCAACAGGUUGCCUGCGGCUGGGAUUUUACCAUUAUUCUCACAGAAAAUGGUCAAGUUCUGUCAUGUGGAUCCAACUCCUUCGGCCAGUUAGGAGUUCCUCAUGGACCUCGAAGAUGUGUGGUUCCCCAGGGCAUUGAGCUCCUGAAAGAGAAGGUUGUUUGCAUUGCUGCUGGACUGAGGCAUGCUUUAGCUGCUACAGGGUUGGCUAUUUUUGCUCAGCAUGAUUCCCUGGAGAGUCAUCCAAGUUCAAGUGGCAUUGUGUUCCAGUGGGGAACUGGUUUGGCAUCAUCUGGACGGCGGUUAUGCCCUGGGCAGACUCUCCCAUUGUUUUUGACAGCAAAGGAGCCAAGCAGAGUGACAGGCCUGGAGAAUUCUAAAGCAAUCUGUGUUCUUGCUGGCUCAGAUCACUCAGCUUCGUUGACGGAUGCAGGAGAGCUGUAUGUUUGGGGAAGCAACAAGCACGGGCAACUGGCUUCCUUGGCUGCUUUCCUUCCUCUGCCCCAGAAAAUAGAAGCACAUUGUUUUCAGAAUGAAAAGGUCACUUAUGUCUGGAGUGGGUGGACACACCUGGUUGCUCAGACAGAAACUGGCAGAGUGUUUACCUGGGGCCGAGCGGACUAUGGUCAACUAGGGAGGAAGUUGGAGUCUCGUGAAGGCUGGAAACUACAGAGUCAUGAUUCAUCCCUCCCCUGCUCAGGACCACAGAAGAGCAUGCCUUCCUGUCUGCACUGCUUAACAGGAGCAGCUGAGGCUAACUGGUCUCCCAGGAGUCCUUCAGGAGUCACACAGCCUGUGAUGCCUGGGCACCCCUGAUGAUCCAGAGGAAGCCAGCAGCACACUGUAUUCAUGCAGUGAGGUGGCACCUCAGCUUCUAUGCAGUUAAAUGGCCAAAUUAAUUCACUGUUGUUAGCAGUCCUCCCAGCUGAGAAGACUCAUGGCAGUUCAGAAUGUUCUGGUGCAAGUGGGGGUGCUGAAGAAAGGUGGAUUUUUCUGUCUACACAAAUGCUCUUGCCUGAUGAACCUCGAUACAUCAUUACCUUGGAAGCCAAAGGUCUGGGGAGGUAGAUGGAGACAGGUUGGUGGGUAGAUAGAAAUCAGAGUAAUAAAGUCCAUCUUCCUUUUUAAGUUAGAAAGAAAAAACUCUUGUUUCUACCUUGUUGUCUAGCUUGUUUAUAUGUUUUUCUACUCUUCCUUCUUUCCUCUACACUAAUCUUCCUUUCUCUUUCUCCUUGCCUCACCCCUCUGUUCUUCCCACCCUUGUCCCAUUCUCCACUCUUUUAUCUUAUGUUUUCUGACAAUAUGAAAACAAGGAAUGGUAGGGAAAAUACAACACAUCACCAAACUCUUGCCCACUCCCCAGGUAACAGGGUCACUAUUUUGGAGAAGGAGUCCAGAAUGUAAUGUUCGCUGAUUCAGAGCUUAUCACAUUAUUAUGCAUUGUCCCACACAGUUUAUGUUGAUGAAAGCAAGGCUGUAGCCAAGUCAGGGAGGACCAAGAAACCAAGGCAGAAAUGGAUUACCUUUCCCUAAACUCCUUCAUUUCAUCAGUUUACUUUCCCUUGAUACCCCCAUGUACUCCUUCCUGUCUUCUCUGGUGGGCAGUAUAGAUGAUUGCAGCUUUGUUCAAGCAUCUACUUACCAUUGAGGUGCUGUGUGUUCACUUUCUUUAACGUGGUUCUGUGUCAUCCGUCCUAAAGAAGCAGGGGCUUUUCUGUCUCCUCAACCUAUUACUAGCAUGUCCUGUCAUUUCCUGCUCGCUCACUGUCCAUUAUUUCCAAGUCCCAAUGUUUUGGUCACUGACAACCUAAAAUAACUAAAGUCUCCUGUGAUCUUCAGCAAAAAGACCCACAGGAGGUGGAAGAGUCUGGGGCGCCUCAUGAUAUCAGGGGUCUAGAGUCCCUGGAGAGCCAGGGUUUCUCUAAUUUAACAUGUUGAACUGGAAGUCAGGACACCCAUGUUCUACACCUGGCUUGCCAAUAACUUGCUGCAUAGCUUUGAAUAAAUCACUGUCCUUUGAGUCCUGGUUUCCCCAUCUGUCAUAAGCUUUGGUGCCUGUAGGGGUGUAGAUAGAAGUUAAGCUUCUUAUACUGUAUUGUGACCAAUCUACACCCCUACUCAGGUAUAUUGUCUUUUAAAAUGCUUGGUGGGCCAAACAAAAAACAUCUGGGGGUUGUAUUUGAUACUCUCACUUGUUCUUUCCUCUCCCAUGGCAUACCUGGGACCACAACUGCAGAGUAAAGCCUUGGGACCAGUUUAAGCCCCCAGGGAUGUUACCAUGAGCACUGUAUCCCAGAGCCAAUAGCAGAGGCCCUAGCAACAUGUUUGCUGGCCAGAAGGGCCUUUACCACUUAGAGAGUUAGUAGCUGGUAAGGGCACAGUGGCCAUUAGCUUCUAGGGUUGGUCCCCUUUAGGGUCUCUCUUUCUUGGCCACUGACUGCCUGCUUUAUCCUUGAGUGUUAGGGCACUGGUCAGGAAGGGUACGACCAACCCAACCAAGCUUUACCCUGCUAACAAUGUAGGACACAUCUUGUGGAUGGAGGGAUUUCACAAAGGGCUCUAGAAUCCCAAGUUACUAAUGUCUUACCCAAUCAGGGGCCUUGUGGUCAUACAAUGCUGCUUGGGUCCUCUCCCCACGGAUUCCAUUUUAAGGUCAUCCUUACUGUUAGAAAGCUCAUCCUUCCUAUUUGUUUUUAUUACUACUCUGGGAGGUAGUAGGACAAGGACUUUUUAAGUAUAAUUUUAAAUUUCUGGUUAUAAAAAUAGUGCAUGCUCAUUGUAGGAUUAUAGAACAUCAAAACCAUCCAUAAUUUCACAACCUAGAGAAAACCACUUAUAACAUUCUAAUGCAUUUCCCAUCUUUUAUAUUUAUUUUUUAGAAAAUAAGAUACUGUGUGUAUUGUGUGUUUGCUUUAUAUCUAGAUUUUCUACCUGCAAUUAUAUUGGGAACAUAUUCUCCAUAUUAUUAAAUAUUCUGUAAAAUAAUCACUAACAUUAAGAAAUAAUAUUCCAUUAUUUGAAUAUUCCACAAUUCAUGUGAUUAUUUAUGGAAAUUUAGAUCCAAAUUUUUCCUACUAAAAAUUGUGUCAUGAUCAACAUAACUACUUCAGGGAUAUUGAAGGUUUGGCUCUGGACCAAUAAAGCAAAUAUCACAAUAAAGUGAGUCAAACAAAUUUUUUGGUUUCCCACUGUAAAGGUUAUGUUUACACUAUAUUG